AUGGCCGCGCCCCGGGCGCCCCUCGCAGCUGUGGGGCCGGGCCGGGAGUGCCGGGGCCGCGGCCUCGCCUUCUACGUGCUGUGGGCUCUGCGGGAGCCGCCGCGGCGGCUCGGCAGCCAUUCCAGCCAGAUGGGUUUCCAGGCUUGGCUGCCGCUGCCCUUGCCAAAGCAGCUGGUGGUGUUCGGGCUGGGCGACUGGAGCUGCUACUCUCCGGACACGAGCAUCGCAGUGGAUGUGCUGGUGUCCCCCGGCGUCGCGCCACAGCGGGUCGGCACGCUGGAGCCCACCCGCAGGUCUCUGGUGUGGGAAGAUGACUGGAGAACAGAUCUUUUCAUGGCCUCAUUGAAAGAGAUGGACAAAGGCAACCCUGUGAGGCUUGUUCUGACUGUUAAUGGACAGCUGCUCCGAGGUGUCUCCAGCAGUACACCUGUCCAUCCCUUCCUUGUACCAGAGACCAGCCAGUCACCAGUGCUCCCAGCAGAUAAUAGGCCCCUUGGCCAGGACCUGGAGGAUCCUACUGAGGUUAAGAGUCAGAGCUCAGAGGUGGCUGCCAGAGCCUCCAGGCCUGUGAAGAGGGACGUCUGGCCAUCGCUGAGGACCAUGGUGGUACCCUGUGCCCUGAAGUCACCAGCUGGGAAGGUGGAAUCCAGUGAGACCUGGAGGAAGAGUCCUGACCAAGGACCACCAAGAUUCCUCUCCAAAAAGCCCAGAAAAGUUUUAUUUGAACCCACAGCAUCUGAGAGAGAUCUUGAUGAAGAAGAUCUGGCAGUGAAGGAGUUGCAAGGCAGUCCCAGCCCUCGGUGGUGCCAUGCCAUGUGCCUCAGUGACCUGGGGACAGCUGUUCUCAUUGGUGGAGAAGGUGUCAAUCAACAGUCCUGCAGGGAUGCGCUCUGGAAGCUGGAAAUUGACAGUGAUUUAUGGCUUCCAGUGGGUUUCCAGGUACAAAAUGCCAUGCCAUCAUGCUUGCAUGGUCACACAGCUACCUACGACCCUGACACCAAGCGUAUCUACAUCUUUGGGGGCAUAAGGGAGGACAAAGACUACAGCAGCAUCUACAUUCUGGACACAGUCACCUGGGAAUGGCUCCUUGUGGCUGCUAAAGGGAGGAUACCAGCGCUCACCUACCACAGUGCAACUAUCUACCAGAAGGAGCUCUUUGUUUUUGGAGGAACUUUCCCCAGAAAGGCAUCGCUGGCAGUUGCACCCUGCAGCAAUGUGCUCUAUGUCUUCAAUCCAGAGCAUGAAAUUUGGUAUCAGCCCAUUUCAGAAGGGGAGAAGCCUCUGCCUAGGCUUGGGCAUUCAGCUACUCUAUUGAAAAACAAGCUGGUGAUUUUUGGGGGUCAGAGGACUUCUGUCUACUUCAGUGACAUGCACAUUCUGGAUCUGGGUUUCAUGGAGUACACGUCAGUCCCCCUCCUGGCAGGACAGCCUUCUGCACGUUGUUUUCAUGCAGCUAUGGCUGUGUCAGACCAGAAGGUUCUGAUCAGUGGAGGCUGCAAUGCCAGAGGAGCCUUGCAUGAUGCCUUUGUCUUCCACCUAGAUACCCUUUCAUGGAGCACAGUGAUCCACCACGACCUCUGCUCUCUUCCCCGAGCUGGCCACACAUUGCUUGACCUGACUCCCACCCAUUUGAUGGAUAUGGACAAGGAGAACAAAGAGGAGCAGAAGCUGCACACAGUGUUGGUCUUUGGGGGCUCCAACUGUGCUGGGACCUUUUAUAACAGCACACUCAAGAUCCAGCUGGACCUAGGAUAAUGCACAAUUCUCAGGAUGAGCCUGAACAGCAAGGCUCUUCAUCUAAAUACAGAUAUGGAUGGCAAUAAAUGAGUCCAAGCAGCAUGGUAGUCCAGGUAUCUGUAUGUAGGUGAAUGGCACCUUGGUAAAAGAGACUGUGGGUUUGUAAGUUUGAAGGCCAUAGGUAUUGUUUUCCUAGGGUACCUGAUAUACAGUAUCUGGGCUCAGGUGCCAAAACAUUCAGUGGGAUCUGAGGUGACUCUGCACAAGAACACAGACAAAGGUUAUGGGUUCCUUUCUUGCCCUACAGGUUUUUAGCUGGAAUUCCCAGGGUGCUUUCAGCUUUGUUAGGUGAUUUAGGUGUUUGGUUUCAUUUGGGAUGAGUGGAAUGGUAUUUACUGCUGCUAUUUUACAGAAAAAGUACAGACAUGAUUCUGGUUUGGAGGGAAUCUGGGGUGGGAUUUCCUUGGGAAACAGUCUGCAGCUGAAGGCUAGGAAACCACCUAAAGCAGUAUCUGAGGAUGGGAAAAAUAAGAACAUAAUUUUCAUUGUAGGGGAGAGAGCUGAUUGUGCCUUGCUGUCUUAAGGCACCAUCACCUAGCUUUGCUCUAGGCAGACCUUUUAUAAGUUCUGUGUGACUGCUCUUGUUAUUGCAAGGGGUGACAGAGUUGCCAACUUGACUCUUUCAAGACCCCAACAAUGGCUUAGCUAUAUUCCAUCAGAGACUAGAUCUGAUUGUUUAUAUCCAUGGAACUGAUGACUGUGCUGUGACUCUGAGGCAGCU
Messenger RNA from Passer montanus (Eurasian tree sparrow), 2518 nucleotides. Its product is annotated as rab9 effector protein with kelch motifs-like. The transcript has 13 exons. The record is from RefSeq and is a predicted model, not a curated record. Gene Ontology annotation, molecular function: protein binding. Bases 1 to 1755 code for a protein of 584 amino acids. Lineage: Eukaryota; Metazoa; Chordata; Aves; Passeriformes; Passeridae.